AUGCGCUCGCCUCCUCAUUCCUCCCCCUCCCUCCCCAUCCCACCUCACCUCUUUGCUCCCAUAUCCCACCCCCACCAGGAGGACGGUUUCCGGCCUGGGCUGGUGGGAGGGCUGCUGGUGCGCGAGCGAGUGCUGGCGAUAGUGGCAGGGCGGUACUUCACACUCGCCAUCUCGCAGCACGGCCGCCUCUUCACCUGGGGCAUCCCCCUAGCAUCCAGCCCCCACCCGCCCGCCAUGUUCACCGCAGGGGUGGGGGGGAAUACUUCCGCGGACGAGUUCGCGCUGGCGAUGCGCGUGGGGGGCAUGCUGCGGCGCGUGGGGGUGUCGACGGUGGCUGCGAGCGGGCACACCCUGGCAGUGACUCCGGGGGGCGUGGUGCUGUUGUGGGGACGCGACUGGGACGCGCGCAGGCGCCCCGCGGGGCUGCUGGGGCGCGCGGACGGCGCGUUUUGGCGGCCUGCACCGGUGGAGGGGCUGACGGGGGAGGGGCAGGUGGUGGCGGUGGCGACUGGGCAGUAUCACUCCGUUGCUGUGAUGGAGAGUGGUAGGGUGUUCACAUGGGGGCUCAACAACAGGGGCCAGCUGGGCCGGCCAAUCAAGAGCAAGGUGCGACGGGCUGUGGGGAGAAGGGGAGGUGUGGAAGGGAGGCGGGGUGGGAGAGGACAGGGGUGGGAGGGAGAGAGAGGAGGCUGA
Molecule: messenger RNA, 693 nt
Organism: Closterium sp. NIES-65
Lineage: Eukaryota; Viridiplantae; Streptophyta; Zygnematophyceae; Desmidiales; Closteriaceae
Source: the annotation of a GenBank genome assembly